AUGGCUUCCUUAAAAGAUGUAACUACAUUGUAUCAGAGCCUUAAAACCGAAUGGGCAAAAAAACCCCGUAAACUAGAAAAAUGUGGAGAAUUGUUAAACAGAAUAAAGGUAGCUUUGACACAUGUGAGUUUUCUACCUAGUAAUAAUGCUGCUGCCAAUCAAAAGGAAUUAAUAUUGGCCAGGGAUGUAUUAGAAAUUGGUGCCCAGUGGGCAGUAGCAAGCAAAGAUGUUAAAGCAUUUGAAAGAUUUAUGUCACAAUUAAAAUGUUAUUACUUUGAUUACAAGGACCAUCUGCCUGAAUCAGCAUUUAUGUACCAACUCCUUGGUUUAAAUUUGCUGUUCCUGCUGGCUCAGAACCGUGUUGCAGAAUUCCACACAGAGCUUGAGCGUCUUCCUGUUGAUGUGAUUAGAGCUGAUCCAUAUGUGAGGCAUCCAUUGGCAUUAGAACAAUAUUUGAUGGAAGGCAGUUACAACAAAAUCUUUUUAGCUAAGGGUAAUGUCCCAGCUGAAAGUUAUACACUCUUCAUGGACACUUUGUUAGAUACGGUGAGAGGGGAAAUAGCUGCCUGCAUUGAGAAAGCAUAUCUCAGUAUUCCUUGUGCUGAGGCUGCUCGACGAUUGAAUCUGCCGUCACAACAAGCUGUGCUUGAAUAUGGGAAAAAGCGCAAUUGGGUCCUCGGUACAGAUAAUUGCUACCAUUUCAAUGCAGCAGAGGAAACUUUCGCGGCAGCAGCUGGCGUCUUACCCUCGGCAGAACUUGCAGAACAAACUAUAGAAUAUGCUAGACACUUGGAAAUGAUUGUUUAA
This is a messenger RNA of Parnassius apollo (apollo), 807 nucleotides long. Lineage: Eukaryota; Metazoa; Arthropoda; Insecta; Lepidoptera; Papilionidae. The record is from the annotation of a GenBank genome assembly.